GGCCGCGCCGCCCCUUCCGGCCCGCCCCGGGCCGCCAUGCAGCCUGCGCCGCGCCUCGCCUUCGGGGUCGUCGCUGACAUCCAGUUCGCGGACGCGGAGGACGGGCACGACUUCGGCGGCUGCCGGCGGCGCUACUACCGGCACAGCCUGCGCUUGCUGCGGGAGGCGGUGCGGGCGUGGGCGGGCGAGAGCCCGCCGAUAGGCUUCGUGCUGCAGCUGGGCGAUAGCAUCGACGGGCAGAACGCCCGGCGCGGCGAGGCCGAGAGCGCCUUGCAGCAGGUGCUGGAGGUCCUGGGGCAGCUCUCGGUGCCGGUGCACCACGCGUGGGGCAACCACGAGCUCUACAACUUCAGCCGGGCCCGGCUGGUGCACACCGGGCUGUACAGCCGGCCCGCGGGGGGCUCGGACGGGCCCGCGGACCGGGAGUGCCACGCGUAUCACUGCAGCCCGGCCCCGCGGCUCCGCCUCGUCGUGCUCGACAGCUACGACACCAGCACCCUGGGCAGGGAGCCCGGCAGCCUCCGCUACCAGGAGUCCCUGCGGGUGCUGCGGGAGAAGAACCACAACGAUGAUCUCAACAGCCCCGAAGGGCUCAAAGAACCUCAUUUUGUAGCAUUUAAUGGAGGAUUUAGCCAAGCCCAGCUGGACUGGUUUGAUGAAGUCCUCAAGUUCUCUGAUGAAAACCAAGAAAAAGUUAUAGUUAUGGCUCACGUACCCAUCCAUCCCUCCGCUUCCAAUGGGGUUUGCCUGGCCUGGAAUUACGAGGCUGCCCUGUCAGUGGUACGCGCACACGGGUGCGUGGUCUGUGUCCUCGCGGGGCACCUGCACGACGGCGCCUACUGCCUGGACUCCCACGGAGUUCACCACCUCACCUUGGAGGGGGUCAUCGAGACGCCCCCGGACAGCAACGCCUUUGGAACUAUUUAUGUCUAUGAAGAUAAAAUGGUGCUAAAGGGAAGCGGCAGAAUUCCUGACAGAGUUAUGCAUUUCUGAAAUACCGGGCAAAUAUAGAUUGCUCUUCUUCAGGAAGGACUCGGACACAAAUGUAGGAGAUUCAGCUGUUUGCUUUUAGAAAGCUGUGCAUGGCUGAUCCUUAUUGCUUUAGCUCAGGCGUUUUUCUCUUGGACACAGAAUUUUAGAAACUGUGUUUCUGUAAGAGAGCGCCUGACUUCUUUUUGGAGAAUAGAGAAGGCCAGUAACUGAAAUAAAUAUACUGGAAUGCAGAAUGUUCAUUUCAAACACCCAAUCCAGACUGUGAAAAGAUGCAAACCAUAUAACAAAUAUUGCUCAAAAAAAGCUCCGCUGCUGUUCUCUCAGUGAGCAUUAAAGCAUGCAGAGUUGUACCUGCCCAGCCACAUCUCUCUUUAUUUAUUUUCUGUGAACAUUACAGUAAGGUCUCAUGUCUGGCAGAAUAUAUCUAGCCUGUAGCCUGGUGACAGGCUCAAAUAUACAUCUCCCAGAAAAUAAAAGAUACUGAGGCUUUCA
This is a messenger RNA of Vidua chalybeata, 1485 nucleotides long. RefSeq names its product ADP-ribose/CDP-alcohol diphosphatase, manganese dependent (gene ADPRM). Lineage: Eukaryota; Metazoa; Chordata; Aves; Passeriformes; Viduidae. The transcript has 3 exons. Gene Ontology annotation, molecular function: manganese ion binding; ADP-ribose diphosphatase activity; 2',3'-cyclic-nucleotide 2'-phosphodiesterase activity. The record is from RefSeq and is a predicted model, not a curated record. The coding region runs from base 37 to 993 and encodes 318 amino acids.